Molecule: messenger RNA, 1614 nt
Organism: Alternaria burnsii
Lineage: Eukaryota; Fungi; Ascomycota; Dothideomycetes; Pleosporales; Pleosporaceae
Product: amino acid transporter
Exons: 4
Coding region: 1-1614 (537 amino acids)
Biological process (GO): transmembrane transport
Cellular component (GO): membrane
Molecular function (GO): transmembrane transporter activity
Source: RefSeq, a predicted model, not a curated record
AUGGCCGCUUACGAGAGCCAGCCGCUUGGGAGUAUGGACAAGCAGGCUACUUUGGAGUCGCGAGCGCGUGCGACGAGAUCUAUCGACGGAGACGAGAGCGAAGAGUACCAUGAUUCUCUCAGGGGUUACACCAGAGCCGAUCAUGCUGACAUGGAGCGUAUGGGCAAGGUGCAAGAGCUGAAAAGAAAUUAUCGACCGUUGUCAGCAUUGGCCUUCACCGUUAUUCUACAAGGAACAUGGGAAGUUCUUUUGACUGCAACCUACCAAGGUCUCCAAGAUGGAGGUCCAGCAGGUCUUAUUUGGAGUUUCGUCUGGACCUGGUUCGGUUUCAGCACCGUCAUGCUGUCACUCGCAGAGAUGGCGUCGAUGGCACCGACCGCCGGUGGACAAUACCACUGGGUUUCCGAAUUCUCGCCUCCCAGUGUCCAGAAGCCAUUCAGCUACUUCAUCGGCUGGAUGUCAACGUUAUCAUGGCAGGCCGGUACUGCAUCUGGACCUUUCCUUGUCGGUACCUUGAUCCAGUCUUCUGCCACCGUAAUGUACCCAGAGUAUGUGGCUACCAAGUGGCAGGGUACACUCAUGGUUAUCGCCGUAACCUUCUUGGUAUGGGUCCUUAAUAUCUGGGGCGCAAAGGGCAUGCCUAUCUUCCAGAACAUCAUGUUGAUCGUUCACGUUUUUGGUUUCCUGGCCAUCAUCAUCGUCUUCUGGGUUUUGUCACCACGGGCUACUGCUGAAGCAACCUUCACCCAGUUUUACAACGGAGGAGGCUGGAACUCGAAUGGUUUGGCGCUCAUGGUAGGCCAAGUGUCUGCCAUCUAUGCUUGCAUCUGCUCUGACUCCGCAGCCCAUAUGGCCGAGGAGAUCAAAGAUGCUGGCAAGACUGUUCCGCGCGCAAUGAUCGGCGCUUACCUCAUGAAUGGCUCUCUUGGCAUAAUCUUCCUCAUCAGCUACAUGUUCAUGGUUACAGACGUCGAAGCUGCGCUUGAGGGCGACUAUCCCCAUAUGUGGGUCUUUGCGCAAGCCGUAUCAUCUGGUGGUGUGGUAGCCCUUAACGCUAUUCCUACAGUCCUGAUCUUCGCUGGUACUGUGACCUUUAACUUGUCGACAUCGCGUCAGACCUGGGCAUUUGCCAGAGAUAGGGGACUGCCAUUCAGCGACUGGAUCAGCAAGGUAAACCCCAAGUUGGAGGUUCCCGCCAACGCUGUAACCGUUACCUGUGCCAUCACGGUUUUGCUUUCGCUCAUCAACAUCGGCUCGGAUACCGCUUUCAACGCUAUUAUCUCUCUUAAUGUCGUCGCUCUUAUGAUAACCUACAUGUUCUCUAUCGGCGCUGUCCUCUACCGACGUAUCCGCCAUCCCGAACUCCUUCCCAACUGCCGCUGGUCCCUUGGAAAGUGGGGCGUCCCCGUCAACAUCGGUGGUGUCCUGUACUCCACACACGCUUUCUUCUGGUGCUUCUGGCCUGAUUCCACACCUACAACCCUGGAGUUCUUCAACUGGGCUUCCGUCAUGUUUGUUGGCGUAGCCUUUGUAAGUUUGAUCGAUUAUCUCGUUAGAGGACGUAAGCAAUACAAGGGCCCAGUCGUCCUUGUGGAUGGAUACAAGGGGGAAUGA